AUAAUCUAUUUCUAAAUACUAUUUUUGCCUGCGGUUUCGGUGCGAUGUUGCGGUUGUGAUUUUGUGAAUUUACGUAUUAUUGCAGUAAAUGAGGAUACGCUUCAAUAGUUGUACUGGGCGUUUAAAAUCUGUCUCGCAAUAAAAAAUAUUAUUUACAUCCAUUAAGGUUACCCCACACAAAAUAAACAAUUUCAAAUUAACCAGGAGUCACCAGGUUAUUAUGUUACUCAACAAAACCAGUAAAGUUCCAGGUUGGUAGGACAGACGAACUUCUCAAGAAAGUGCAAUAUGGAGAAUAAUUCAACGUCAGACAUCGUUAUUCUUAGUGGAAAUUCACAUCCAGAGCUCGCCGACUUGAUAGCAAAUCGGCUCGGUGUGCGAAAGGGAGGAUGUUCGGUUUAUCACAAAACAAACCGGGAGACUAUGGUUGAGAUAGCAGAUUCAAUCCGCGGAAAGAACAUUUACAUUGUACAGACUGGAACUAAGGACGUUAACAACAACAUUAUGGAACUUUUAAUCAUGGCUUAUGCAUGUAAGACUUCAUCGGCACGGUCCAUUGUUGGGGUGAUUCCAUAUCUGCCAUACAGCAAACAGUGCAAAAUGAGGAAACGUGGUUGCAUUGUUACCAAGCUGCUUGCAAAAAUGAUGUGUAAAUCUGGUCUUACACAUAUUAUCACUAUGGAUCUGCAUCAGAAAGAAAUACAGGGGUUCUAUGAUUGCCCAGUGGAUAAUUUACGAGCGUCCCCAUUCUUACUACAAUAUAUUCAAGAUAGUAUUCCAGAUUACCGGAACUCAGUAAUUGUGGCUCGCAACCCUGGAUCUGCCAAGAAGGCAACGUCAUACUCUGAACGGUUGCGACUAGCCAUUGCAGUGAUACAUGGUGAACAAAAGGAAGCUGAAAGUGAUGAAGUUGAUGGCAGAUAUUCACCGCCAUGUUUGCCUAGCAGGUCACGCACAAUGGAUGUCCCCGUUGGAGUUCCAGUACAUCCAGCCAAAGAGAAGCCUCCAAUCAAUGUUGUGGGGGAUGUUGGUGGAAGAAUAGCAAUUAUGGUGGAUGACAUGAUAGACGACGUACAGUCAUUCGUUGCGGCCGCGGAGGUGUUAAAAGAAUGUGGUGCUUACAAAAUUUACGUGUUAGCCACUCAUGGUCUAUUGUCGUCAGACGCACCUCGUCUUAUUGAAGACUCCCCUAUUGAUGAAGUAGUAGUUACCAACACUGUACCCCAUGAACUGCAGAAGAUGCAAUGCAAUAAAAUCAAAACCAUUGAUAUAUCUGUACUACUCAGUGAAGCUAUCAGGCGCAUACAUAACAAAGAAUCUAUGUCAUAUCUCUUCAAAAAUGUCACACUUGAAGACUAAAAAUAUGUAAUAAUUGUACUGUAAUUUUAAUAAUGUGUGGAUAUAUAUCUGUACUAUAAAAUCAAUUUAGGUGUAAGAUAGUAUUUUUAUAGUAUUCUCAUCUCUGAGAGUAUUACAAAAUAUCUUGUAAAGUAAUAAUAUGUCCUUUGCUUGUUUUAUUACAAAUUUAUAAUCUGUUGGAGCUGCAGGUAAAUUAGAACAAAAUAGACUGUAAUAAGGGUUACUACCUGGAGUGUAUUGUUAGUACUGUUUUAUUUUAUAAGUUUGUAUGUAGGUAGUUAUAGUGUAAGUAUUUCAGAUUUUGUUUUCAUCCUAGCCAUAUAGGUAUCAUGUUAUUAAGCUCUGACAAAACUUUUCGAUGACUGCACUGUGAUUAAAUAGUAGUAGUAAUAAUUAUGAAAAUCUAAAUCUUGUUAUAAUUAAAAACUGUCCAAAGCUUCUAUUAUUGAAUAAAUCCAUUAUUAAAAUAUAAAAUAUUAUCCUAGUGUAGAAGGCGCCACAUAAUAUACGUUGUUUUGUGAAAUUUGUAUUCUGUAUCAAUAAAUAUUUUGUGGCAUA
This is a messenger RNA of Zerene cesonia (dogface butterfly), 1917 nucleotides long. Its product is annotated as phosphoribosyl pyrophosphate synthase-associated protein 2. Gene Ontology annotation, molecular function: magnesium ion binding; ribose phosphate diphosphokinase activity. The record is from RefSeq and is a predicted model, not a curated record. Lineage: Eukaryota; Metazoa; Arthropoda; Insecta; Lepidoptera; Pieridae. Gene Ontology annotation, biological process: purine nucleotide biosynthetic process; 5-phosphoribose 1-diphosphate biosynthetic process. Bases 289 to 1359 code for a protein of 356 amino acids. The transcript has 7 exons. Gene Ontology annotation, cellular component: ribose phosphate diphosphokinase complex; cytoplasm.